Messenger RNA from Capsaspora owczarzaki ATCC 30864, 2969 nucleotides. RefSeq lists its product as hypothetical. The transcript has a single exon. The record is from RefSeq and is a predicted model, not a curated record. NCBI's taxonomy places the organism in Eukaryota, Filasterea, Ministeriida, Capsasporidae. Bases 1 to 2868 code for a protein of 955 amino acids. Gene Ontology annotation, molecular function: metal ion binding.
AUGUAUCCAGACUAUCUUGCACCAAGGUCGAAAUUGCUCACGGUCAUGUCCACGUCCGACAUUGAAUCGGCAACGCCCGCCCAGAAUCCAGCCUCCUCCUCCACCAAACCACGCAUCCGUGCGUCGGAGGCGAUGGAUGUCGUCACAAGUGAAGGACCUCGCAUGAGCCAAAAGCGGCGACACCACGCCACCGAAGAUCAGAAGAGCGGCAGCGACAGCGACGACUCGGAACAAGCCAAUCCCAAUGGCCGGAAAUCGAGGCGUCAAGACGCGGGCCGUCGCAAAGUCGCCCGAGUCCAGACUGAAGAAUCGUCGUCCGACUAUGACAGCGACAGUGACGAGCGCACGCACGCUUCCGCUCCUGCCUCCAAGAACAACAACAACAACAACAACAACAACAAGAACGGCACCUCCUCGCGCAAGCCGACGACGCGCACUGCUACCGGUGCGCUUGCACAAUCCAUCCGCGCCAAAUUCGACCAGUGGCGUGACGAGCAACUUCCCUCUCACGAGCUACCGGUUGACGAGGAGAUUAUUGCCCGAGCGCAGGCGCAAGAGGACGAGAAGCAGCCCGCGCUGAUGAGUUACAAGGAGCCCAUGUAUCUCGAGGCCACGGCGGAUAUCCACGGCGACGACGAUCUCGCCGUGGUGCGCGCCGACCUCGAAGUGGUGCUGUUCUCAAGCGACGACGAGGCCGACAUGUCUUCCAGCGAUGAGGACGCCAGUGACCUUGAGCAAGAUGGUCGCGGACGGCGGCGUCGGCCCCUGUUGCCCGCCGGCGCGCAACUUGGCGACCUGCCCUCUCGGAUGGAGCCCCCUCGCCGAUCCAACCGCAUUCACUCCAAGCAACCUGGUGCUGCAACCCGUCGAGAGAAAUCUCGACCAGCUCAGGCUGACGUUUCCAAAUCCAAGUCUUCGAAAUCGUCCGACACCCCUGAAACGCCGGCAACUCGUGCAUCUGAGGCCGCGACUGCAACUACAGUGUCUGACAAGCGGGCAGUUCCAGCAGGUUCGGCAGCACCCAAGUCCAGCCCGACAACGAGCACUGCUGGGGCGUCGUCGACAAAACCCGUGCAGCGUCCCACUAACUCCGCCCCCAAGCCAUUGCCGAGCGCAUCCGCCCCGGAGGCACCCGCUGCCCCAAAGAUUGUUUCCUACGGCGCGUCAGCUGGUGGCUUUUUCGGCUCAUCGUCGUUCUCGAGUGCCAACCGGCCCGGUUCUUGGUUGAACAAACGCCCUGCUUCCACAACAACAGCAACAGCAACAACCCCGUUGUCGUUGCCAAAUACGUCUGCUAGUCCUGCUGUUGGUGGCUUGGCAGCGGCUACUGGAACCACGUAUGGAACGCCAGGCGCGGCAGCCAGCUUGCGAUCUCCGACAGAGGUUUCCCCGGCCACCACAACGGCGGCGACAGCAACGCCCGCGUCUUCCACAGCACCAGCACCUGUGGGCCUCGAUGGCGAGCGUGUCAAGCGAAUCUCUAUUGCGAGUCACUUGGCAAGAUCUGCUGCAUCAUCAUCAACGACCCCGCCACCUGCGUCUUUGUCCGAUUUGCCCAGUGCAUCCAACUCGCAAGUGGUACCGAUGGAAACCUCGACAGGCAAGCCCGGAAAGCGCGUCACCUGGGCCCCGGACGCCCAGCUGGUGCGUGUCACGGAAGUGGAGCGGUUUGUGUACGAUCAGGACACUGAUGACAGCGACAACGACGACCGUCCAGCAGCCGCGCACCUUGCGUUCGCGGAAGCCGUUACGCAAGAGCAUGCACGCGAGAAGGCAAGUCACCACGAUGGCGAGCUUAUCGAGUGGACUCGCCCUGCGGCGCUGGAACUCGAUGCCAGCUGCGUCCAUGAGAUUGGCGCCAAGAGUGUCGAGAGCCAGUUGCUUGCUGCUCGCAAUGAGACUGUGAUUGGAGCCGUCUACUAUCUGACAACCGACAUUCCGCCGUCUCCCGUAGAACCCGACCAUGACAUUUCGAAUGAGCGCGUCGCCCUCCCCAAGGCCAUUCCGCUGUGGCCCAUCACCGAGGCCAACCCGACAGGUGCCGCUCCUCACUCCAUUAGCGCUGCUCCUCACACCAUUAGCGCUGCUCCGACUCCCUCAUUGCCCGCCGUGCAUUCUUCACGAACAACUUCGCGUUGGUCGGCUCCUACCAACCCCGUUCCUUCGGCUCUUCCAGCAUCUCUGCCAGCAUCUCUGCCAGCUUCUCUUCCCACCGCGCUUCCGACUGCGUUUGCGCUUUCCAGCUCUUUAUCCUCCAUGCUGCCGAUGACUCUGUCCGGGUCUGGGCCGGCUGCCCCUGCGGCUUCGGCUGCUGCUCCCCCUCCUUCCACGCCCAACUUUAGCGCGGUGCUGGACCCUUCCAUGUUUGCGAAACUGCAAGCUUCGAUCCAGUCCUUGACCAAUCCGAUGGCGCAGGUUUCUCAGCAGACCAUCCAACCAAUGCAGCACCAAUACGCGCAGCAACCACCACCUCAGCAGCAACACCACUACCCAGCCCAAAUGCCAUCUCAUUCCGCUCCAUACGCGCAGCAGCAACCACCACCUUCCUUCCAGCCUCAGUCAAUGCAUGAUCGCUCGAUGCCGUCCUCGAUGCAACCGUCCUUCCAUGGCUCAUCCCACCAGCCUAGCCACCAGCCAUCGCAUGCACCGUACGGAUUCUCCGGAGGAUCAAACCGACCCGACUACUCGCAGCCAUCAUCGCGAGAUGGAAGGGAUUACCGUUCAGGCAGCGGUGGUUCGAGUCAGGGCUCACGCAGCGGCGGACACAGCAGCGGUGGCGGUGGCAGUGGCAGAAGCGUUUGUCGAUUUUUCGGCACUCGCGUCGGCUGCAAACGCGGAGACACUUGCCCCUACAUUCACGAGCGCUAGAAUCCGCAUCGACAGUAUUCUCAUGCCAACUCUCUCAAGUCGCCAAUCCGGUACUCACUAUUAUAACAAUAAAAUUGAUGAUUUGAUUUUAUGGUUUCGCA